This is a messenger RNA of Megalops cyprinoides (Indo-Pacific tarpon), 1179 nucleotides long. RefSeq names its product ileal sodium/bile acid cotransporter-like. Lineage: Eukaryota; Metazoa; Chordata; Actinopteri; Elopiformes; Megalopidae. The record is from RefSeq and is a predicted model, not a curated record. Gene Ontology annotation, cellular component: apical plasma membrane. The transcript is spliced from 6 exons. Gene Ontology annotation, biological process: bile acid and bile salt transport. Gene Ontology annotation, molecular function: bile acid:sodium symporter activity. The coding region runs from base 1 to 1179 and encodes 392 amino acids.
AUGCCAUCACUAGAGGCGCUUCAGAUCACCGGAAGCAUGCUUCCUAACUCUUCCAGUCCUAACUCUACCAUGCCUGCGCCCACCACUGUGGCGCCCACCUGCCAUCCCAACGCCACCCUGUGCUCUGGCACCUCCUGCCUGGUGGCUCCGGACAGCUUCAAUCAGAUCCUGAGCCUGGUGCUGAGCACAGUGCUGACCAUCAUGCUGGCCAUGGUCAUGUUCGCCAUGGGCUGCACUGUGGAGAUACGCAAGCUGUGGGGGCACAUCAAGCGCCCCUGGGGCAUCAUCGUGGGCUUCCUCUGCCAGUUCGGCAUCAUGCCCUUCACCGCCUUCGCCCUGUCGCUGGCCUUCAACGUCCUCCCUGUGCAGGCCGUGGUCAUCCUCAUCAUGGGCUGCUGUCCCGGCGGCACCAGCUCCAACAUCCUGGCCUACUGGCUGGAUGGAGACAUGGACCUCAGUAUCAGCAUGACUGCCUGCUCCUCCAUCCUGGCCUUGGGCAUGAUGCCUCUGUGUCUGCUCAUCUACACCAGCGUGUGGACUUCAAGUGACACCAUCCAGAUCCCUUAUGACAACAUAGGCAUCACCCUUGUCUCUCUCCUGAUCCCAGUUGGUCUGGGGAUAUAUGUCAAGCACAGGUGGCCCAGGAUUGCAAAGAAGAUCCUCAAGGUGGGCUCCAUCAUGGGGGUUAUCCUCAUCGUCACCAUUGCAGUGGUGGGCGGGUUUCUGUACCAGUCCUCCUGGACCAUCUCUCCUUCCCUCUGGAUCAUCGGGAUCAUCUACCCCCUGAUCGGCUUCAGCUUGGGCUUCCUACUGGCACGCAUAGUGGGCCAACCCUGGCACAGGUGCCGCACCAUCGCCCUGGAGACGGGUUUCCAGAAUGCGCAGCUGUGCAGCACCAUUGUGCAGCUGUCCUUCUCGACAGACGAGCUGGAGGUCAUGUUCAGCUUCCCCCUCAUCUACAGCAUCUUCCAGCUGGUGGUGGCCGGGGCCGCCGUGGCAGCUUAUCAGACAUAUAAGAGAUGCUGUCAGCGAGGGUCAGACUGUGAGGACAGCGAGAGGGUGGAAGGCAGUGCCGCAGUGGAGUCAGCUUACAAGAAGAAGCAGGACUGUGCUGUGGGGAACGGCGGGUUUGAGUGCGAUGAGAACGCAAACACCGGAGGCAAGUUAACCCAGCUGUGA